Molecule: messenger RNA, 806 nt
Organism: Nomascus leucogenys (northern white-cheeked gibbon)
Lineage: Eukaryota; Metazoa; Chordata; Mammalia; Primates; Hylobatidae
Gene: MRPS33
Product: mitochondrial ribosomal protein S33
Cellular component (GO): mitochondrion
Source: RefSeq, a predicted model, not a curated record
AUAUUUAAGAAAAAUAUUUGCGAAAUGCGCUCCCGAGUCAGACAUCGGUUGACUUGACAUUACUACAGUUUCCAUCACAGUCAGGCAUGAUCGAGUCAGGUGGAGAGAGUUGAAGAUUGUUCUUGCUGAACUGAAUGCAGCUAAUACAUUUUCAAUGCCGUUGAUGCCUCUAUGACUCCGUAAAAUAAUCGGAACUCUAACUCCUUGCCAAUCAAGAAAUGUCCUCCCUUUCAGAAUAUGCCUUCCGCAUGUCUCGUCUCAGUGCCCGGCUAUUUGGUGAAGUCACCAGGCCUACUGAUUCCAAGUCUAUGAAAGUGGUGAAACUGUUUAGUGAACUGCCCUUGGCCAAGAAGAAGGAGACUUAUGAUUGGUAUCCAAAUCACCACACUUACACUGAACUCAUGCAGACACUCCGAUUUCUUGGACUCUACAGAGAUGAGCAUCAGGAUUUUAUGGAUGAGCAAAAACGACUAAAGAAGCUUCGUGGAAAGGAGAAACCAAAGAAAGGAGAAGGGAAAAGAGCAGCAAAAAGGAAAUAGUGUUGGUCCCUCAAGAGGGAGAAUUUCUUCCUCAGUGGUGGAGAGAAGAAAGUGCAUUUAUUGUCUUUCCACAUAUUGGAGGAAUGUCAUCUUCCUAAAUGAAGUUUAUUUGGAGGAACACAGUCAUCUCCUUGGUGAAAUCUAAUCCGGUUACACUGUGGCUGGUUUCUUGAACACAUUCUAACUGUGCAAAAUUAUUUUGGCCUUGGCCGUGUAAUGUGAGGUUUACCUGAUUCUCUAAUGAAAUAAAUACCUCAGUUAUUGUUU